AUGCACACCAAAACGUUCCAAUUGAAUUGGGGUCAAAGAAAGUUAGAAAAACGGCUGCGGAUGCUUGUACCGAUUUUGGAUUUGUGCUAUUAUAUCGGGAUUUGCGUGCUUUGCUCAUAUUCGAUAAAUAAAAUGGCGACAUCCGUCCUUCAGCCCGAAGAAUGCAGACGAGAACUUGAGCCUAUCCCAGACAACCCCAGACUUACAGACGAUGAAAGAAUUGCCAUCCUGGAAUCCAAGGAGCGAGAAACUGGUGAACUUCCACCAGAACUCCGAGAAAGAGCCAGAGUAGAUGUCAGAGAGGAGCCUGCCAUUCGAGACCAUGCGCUUGCGCAGAUGAGACACUUUAUUGACAAACACCCGGCUAUCAAGAAAUGCAGGACUGAUGCACCAUUCCUACUUCGAUUCCUUCGCACAAAAAAAUACUCUAUCCCACAAGCCUGUUCCAUGCUGGAGCGAUACUUGACUAUCCGGCAGAUGUAUCCGCACUGGUUCCAGAAGCUGGACCCCCUGGACCCUAAGAUAGCUGCGGUAAUUGAUGCGGGAUAUCUAUUACCGUUGCCAAAGAGAGAUGCUGAAGGACGGAGAGUUGUUUUAUCUUGCAUGGGUCGUUUCGACCCUCAUGUGUACGACAGCUGCGUAAUGGCGCGCGUGCAUUCGAUGAUUGUAGAACUACUGUUAGACGAACCUCGCUCGCAAUUACUAGGAUACACUCAUGUUAAUGACGAGGCUGGUAUGCAAAUGCCCCAUGUAAGUCUAUGGUCGCUCACCGAUGUACGGGUUAUGCUGAAUUGUAUUCAGAAUUCUACACCCAUGCGCCACAAACGUACCCAUUUUGUCAAUAUACCGCAUUAUGGUGUUAAGUUCUUCGAAUUUGCGGUCUCAUUGCUUAGUGAUAAGCUUAAAGAUCGAGUUAUGUUCCAUCGUUCAUCAGAAGAUCUCAGAAAAUAUGUCGAUCCUGCUAUACUACCUAAGGAAUAUGGCGGUGCAGUUCCACUAAAAGACAUGAUUGAUGAACUGAAGCGCAAGCUUUUAAAGCACAGGGAAGAUUUACUGGCAUUGGACGACAUGUGCAUUGAUUUGUACGCGCUUGAGAAAAAUGAUCUUACUCAAGAUAUACACUCUACCGCAGGAUCGUUCAGAAAAUUGGAACUAGAU
Messenger RNA from Brenthis ino (lesser marbled fritillary), 1158 nucleotides. NCBI's taxonomy places the organism in Eukaryota, Metazoa, Arthropoda, Insecta, Lepidoptera, Nymphalidae. The record is from the annotation of a GenBank genome assembly.